AAUCCUUUAGUAUGAGCCAAAAAAACCCUUCUGACUUCUGCGUGAAUCACUCUGCUAGCUUCCAAUGACACCGACCAGUCCUUUGAUCCCAGCCAGGACCUUAUCUCUGUUUCUCGCGUAGGACCAAGCAAACUUUUGAACCCUCCUGUAACCUUGCCAGAAAUGACAAGUGGAGAAGUGACAUAUGCAGACCUGAGGUUUAUAACACUGGAAAAAUCCCAGGACCAGGAGCUCCAGACUGCCAGAGCAAAAGAUUCCCCCUUUCCAUCUUCCUGUUGGCGACUGGCUACAGUAGUUCUUGGGGUCUUCUGCAUAAGUUCAGUGGCAGCUGUAGGAGUCUUGGCUGCCAGGCGACAUAAAUGUAUUCCUUGUCCUGAGAACUGGCUACAGCACGGGGAGAACUGCUACCACUUUUCAAAGGAAUGGAAAACUUGGCAAGAAAGCAAGACUCGGUGCUCUGCUCUGGAUUCCAGACUUCUUAAGAUAGAGAGUAAGGAAGAGCUGGACUUCACAAUGCGAUCAGCAGAGCUUUACGGUUCUGACUCUUUCUGGAUUGGGCUGUCGCGCAAUGGAGCUGAGGGGCCCUGGCUGUGGGAGGAUGGAUCAGCUUUCUCCCCUGAUCUGUUUCAGAUCCGAGCCAGCUCAAGUCCUUUCCUGGAUUGCGUGUGGCUUCAACGUACAAACAUAGACAAUGCAGGAUGUGGCGAGUACAAAUUUUACAUUUGUGAGAAAGUGGUGGAUCCUGCGGUGGUCGAGCAAGCGAGCUACUCAAGGAAGCGCUAGCGUGCAGAGCUCUGCGGAGCCCCGUCCUGGGAUAUGCUGUUGUGGGGGUGAGUUCUGCCCCAUGGUCUGCGACAGGGAAAAUGAUUCUGAGCUCAGGUUAAUGUAACAUCAGGCAUAAUCUAAGCUUAACUUGCCCUCUGGCAAUGCACAUCAGCCAGAUUCCUUCUUGGACUUUUUUUUAAAACAACUUCAUUCCCUCUUUCUUCUUUCAGCCCUUGUAUUCUUGUGAAACUGUUUCUAUCCACUUCUCAAAAAUUCCUUUCUAAAUGAAACAAAAAUAAGUAUAUGAUUUCAGAACUCUAUUUUAAAGAUUCAUACCUAUCUCCCAGAAACAGGAAUUAAUGACUGUUUGUAAAAGCAACACAUCAUGUUUUCAAAAAUAUAUCCACUGGUUAUUCACGGAUGUGAGCUCCCAAUUUGCAAUAAAUUUCCAAAUAUUUGAUUUAAUUUCACUCCCCACCUGUGAUAACUAGAAAGUGCAACAGAAUCAUCCUGAAUCAGAAGAUAAAUAAAAAUAUUUCUAGUUCUCCUGGUCAGAGAAAAGAGCUUUCAAAUUGGAUUGCAUGCCUUUUGGGCUUAUAACCCUGAAGGCGAAGACACAACACAUUUUUAUUGAGGGAAGUCAGCAAUGUUUAAUGCCCAGGACUUCCAGUCCUGCCACUAGUGGAUUGUUCUGCAGCACUGGGCAUUAGUGGGGAAAAUGCAUUCCUCUAAGACAUCUGUCCUGAUAAUUAUCCGUGUCACACUUGAUCCAAUUCUUUGAUUUCUCAAAUCCAUUUUCCAUUUUGUUGCUGAAUUUCACAACUGGAAUAAAUAUGGCUGCUACUGA
This is a messenger RNA of Falco peregrinus (peregrine falcon), 1612 nucleotides long. Its product is annotated as C-type lectin domain family 7 member A. Bases 163 to 783 code for a protein of 206 amino acids. The transcript is spliced from 5 exons. Gene Ontology annotation, molecular function: (1->3)-beta-D-glucan binding. The record is from RefSeq and is a predicted model, not a curated record. Gene Ontology annotation, biological process: cellular response to molecule of fungal origin. NCBI's taxonomy places the organism in Eukaryota, Metazoa, Chordata, Aves, Falconiformes, Falconidae.